CGACCGGACGGGCGAACGUGGGGCUUGGCCGGCCGGGCCCGAGGUGCUGGGGGUGUGGGGACAAUGGGCCAGUUCCUGGUGCGUCACGAGGGAGUUCCUUAAAGGGGAAGUGAGCGGAGCUACUGGGCAGACGUGGGGUGCGGUGGUCGGCGGGGAAGGCCCCCCGCGUUUGUAAAUAAUGCCCGCGGCGCCCGCGCGACCAUGCAAUGGCGAGCGCUCGUCCUGGGGCUGGUGCUCCUCCGGCUUGGCCUCCACGGAGUGCUGUGGCUCGUCUUCGGGCUGGGGCCCAGCAUGGGCUUCUACCAGCGCUUCCCGCUCAGCUUCGGCUUCCAGCGCCUGAGGGGCCCCGACGGCUCCGCGUCUCCCGCCUCGGGGCCCGCGGGCCGGCCCGGGACGCCCGGGGGGCCGUCGGGGCCAUCGUGGCUGCAGCCGCAGGUCCCUGGGCCGGCGGCGGGGCGGCGGCGGGCUCCGCGGCGGCCCGAGCCGGACGUCUGUGGCCCGGGCCACUGGGGCUACGUGCUGGGCGGCCGGGGCCGCGGCCGGGACGAGUAUGAGAAGCGCUAUAGCGGCGCCUUCCCGCCGCAGCUGCGCGCCCAGAUGCGCGACCUGGCGCGGGGCAUGUUCGUGUUCGGCUACGACAACUACAUGGCGCACGCCUUCCCCGAGGACGAGCUCAACCCCAUCCACUGCCGCGGCCGAGGACCCGACCGCGGGGACCCAUUGUCAAUCCCUGGAACACAGGGACUGUUUCUUAUAUUACCUCUGUGCCUACACAGCACCAGUUCAAAUCUGAACAUCAAUGAUGUCCUAGGGAAUUAUUCACUGACUCUUGUUGAUGCGUUGGAUACACUUGCAAUAAUGGGAAAUUCAUCCGAGUUCCAGAAAGCAGUCAAGUUAGUGAUCAACACAGUGUCAUUUGACAAAGAUUCCACCGUCCAAGUCUUUGAGGCCACGAUAAGGGUCCUGGGAAGCCUUCUUUCUGCCCACAGAAUAAUAACUGACUCCAAGCAGCCCUUUGGUGACAUGACGAUUAAGGAUUAUGAUAAUGAGUUGUUGCAUAUGGCUCACGACCUGGCCGUGCGGCUCCUCCCUGCCUUUGAAAACACCAAGACAGGGAUCCCCUACCCUCGGGUGAACCUAAAGACAGGCGUUCCUCCUGACAGCAAUAAUGAGACGUGCACGGCCGGCGCUGGUUCCCUGCUGGUGGAAUUUGGGAUUCUGAGUCGACUGCUGGGGGAUUCCACGUUUGAGUGGGUGGCCAGGCGAGCUGUGAAAGCCCUUUGGAACCUGCGGAGCAACGAUACGGGGUUGUUAGGCAAUGUUGUGAACAUUCAGACGGGCCAUUGGGUCGGAAAGCAGAGUGGCUUGGGUGCCGGACUGGACUCCUUCUAUGAAUACCUCUUGAAAUCUUACAUUCUCUUUGGAGAAAAAGAAGACCUAGAAAUGUUUAAUGCUGCAUAUAAGAGUAUUCAGAACUACUUAAGAAGAGGUCGGGAAGCCUGUAACGAGGGAGAAGGGGACCCGCCCCUCUACGUCAACGUGAACAUGUUCAGCGGGCAGCUGAUGAACACGUGGAUUGACUCUCUGCAGGCGUUCUUCCCAGGACUGCAGGUUCUGAUAGGAGAUGUGGAAGACGCCAUCUGCCUGCACGCCUUCUACUACGCCAUAUGGAAGCGCUACGGGGCCCUCCCCGAGAGGUACAACUGGCAGCUGCAGGCCCCCGACGUGUUCUUCUACCCGCUGAGACCCGAGCUGGUGGAGUCCACGUAUCUCCUCUACCAGGCAACCAGGAAUCCCUUCUACCUCCAUGUAGGAAUGGACAUUCUGCAGAGUCUGGAAAAGCACACAAAAGUCAAGUGUGGCUACGCUACGCUGCAUCACGUCAUCGACAAGUCCACAGAGGACCGGAUGGAGAGCUUCUUCCUCAGCGAGACCUGCAAAUACUUGUAUCUGCUCUUUGAUGAGGAGAAUCCAGUACACAAAUCUGGAACCAGAUACAUGUUUACAACUGAGGGACACAUUAUAUCUGUGGAUGAACAUCUUCGGGAGUCACCCUGGAAGGAGUUCUUUUCUGAAGAGGGAGGGCAGGACCCAGUGGGAAAGUCCGGGCACAGGCCUAGACCUCAUGAGCUAAAAGUCAUCAACUCCAGCUCCAAUUGCAAUCGUGUUCCUGACGAGAGGCGAUAUUCCCUGCCCUUAAAGAGCGUCUACAUGCGACAGAUUGACCAGAUGGUUGGCUUGAUUUGAUCUGCUCUCCCCUGUGUGGCCUCAUCUGAAACUGGACCUCAAACAGCUGAACCCAGGCUAGGCCGAGACCCAGUCCGAAGUGGAGGAGGAUAGGAGUCUGGCCGUCCACGAUGGUGUCGGAAUCUCUGUGCAUCUCCCCAGCCACAUCUGGUAGAUUCUUGGAUACUUUAGCGUUUCUCUUCUGUUCAAUAAAAUGCCCUGUUUGUCUUAAGGAUAUACUUUGAAGUGAGAAGGUACUUAGAAGUUGGCUUCUUACGACGUGCUGAUGUUACUGUGCACCGUGGAUGGGCCUCUUUGGCUGGAUCUUCAGACCUUCCUACUUCGGAAUCCAUCGAGUCUUCUCUGCCGGCGCUUGCGUGACUGCAGCCUGGCGACCUCUCUGCCAGAGGAUUGUGAAUGAAUUUCUGUGCAACAGGGCCUGCGGUUCCCCUGACAUCCCUAUGUACUGCAUUUUGUCAUCCUCUCUCUCUUAUUGGAUAAUUGGGCUGUCUCCCAGGUCUCCACCCACGAUUGUCGGUCACAUGGGGAAAAAUCAUCCAGUUAUGCAUUUGCGCCCCAUGCAAUCGUCCCGGUGUUACAGAUUAUUUGCUCACGAAUUUAUCUGAAUUCUAACAGGCAGUCUCUUAAGUUGUCGCCUCACCGUUUAAGAGCUUAACAGGUAGAUCUUUUGGAUGGUGUUCUACAUUUAUUGUGAACUCACCUGAGGAUCUCCCAUAGUUUCAGAACCAGGUGCCUUUUAAGGGAGAGAAAAAUACCUAUGAUCAUCUGAGCUUUCAUCUGUCUUACAUUUACUAACCAAGGAUUAUCAGUUCCGACCAUGUUUGGGUUGGAAUUGUUUCGUUUUUGUUUCCUGUGUCUAGUGCCAAUCAACUAAGUCAGGGAGAAAGACAUGAUCAGAUGACUUUCUGGCAUCCUUGAGCCGUUUCUCUGUGUAAUGCAGGCUUUUGAUGAGUGCCUUAUACUCUUUAGGUUUGGGCCACUGGAUGUCACAGCUGCUGCUAUGAUUUUAACAGCCUUGUUUUGUAUUGCUGCAUGGUGUGACCACAGCGAAAGGGGCAUGGGAUGGAUAUCAGGUAGGUUCUGGAAACUUCUUGGCCAGUCCUUGCCUUUCAACCUGAUAUUUUAAGCAAGCAUGUAUAAAGAGGAAGUUGUGCUAAAA
This is a messenger RNA of Balaenoptera ricei (Rice's whale), 3406 nucleotides long. It is a transcript of the gene EDEM1, whose product is annotated as ER degradation enhancing alpha-mannosidase like protein 1. Gene Ontology annotation, cellular component: membrane; endoplasmic reticulum. Bases 202 to 2247 code for a protein of 681 amino acids. The transcript is spliced from 13 exons. Gene Ontology annotation, molecular function: calcium ion binding; mannosyl-oligosaccharide 1,2-alpha-mannosidase activity. The record is from RefSeq and is a predicted model, not a curated record. NCBI's taxonomy places the organism in Eukaryota, Metazoa, Chordata, Mammalia, Artiodactyla, Balaenopteridae. Gene Ontology annotation, biological process: carbohydrate metabolic process; mannose trimming involved in glycoprotein ERAD pathway; endoplasmic reticulum mannose trimming.